Molecule: messenger RNA, 1422 nt
Organism: Rotaria sordida
Lineage: Eukaryota; Metazoa; Rotifera; Eurotatoria; Philodinida; Philodinidae
Source: the annotation of a GenBank genome assembly
AUGACUCUUACGUUUGAAUUAUUAUCGAAUGAAAUAUGGCUUAUUAUAUUUAGUUAUCUAUCUUCACGCCAUGUUUGGCGAGCUUUUUCUGGUAUUAAUAGACGUUUGAAUCAACUAUUGACUUCUGACCUAAUUCAUCAUACUAUUGAUUUGAAAGGUAUAUAUUAUUCUGAAAUAUUUGAACUACUUGAAGAUCAUGAUAAUAAUUCACAUGAUCGUCGAUGGCAAGCAGAAUUUGUUUCUCAUGCUCAUGCGAUUUGUCUUGAAAAUAAAUUUGAUUAUGAAAUACUAAUCGAUCGAUGGAUAGCUACAAAGACAAAUUGGCAAUUAUCAUCUCUACGAAUUAUUUAUAUUUUACGAGAAGCUAUAACAAGCAUGUAUUCAUUACUUCAUGCACUUAGAUUGACAACAUUUCUCGAAUCACGACUUCAUUAUCUUCAUCUUGUUUUUGACGAUCCAUGGUACACUUAUUAUUCUAUUUUGUCAGAAAUGGUUGAAAAACGUAUUUCAUAUCCAAUCAUGAUACUUGAAGUAACACGAGGACAUCAAUAUCAACGUUGGGAACGUAUAGAAGACUUGUACGAUAUAAAACAUCCAUUGUAUUGGAUACAUACUGUACGCUUGACUCUUAGUUUACAACAUUCAUCUGAACUUAUUCUUCUCUUAAUGCCUCAAGCUUUACCAUUACUCGAACAUUUAAAUGUAACUAUCGAACAGCCACAAAAGGAUUCAAUAUCUAAAAGAGGCCAAUCAAUAAAAUGUUUUGAAUUAUGUGAAAAAGAUCUCCGUUGUACAAAUGCUGCUGGUACAAACCUUCGAUCAUUUGUUUUACGUCAAAUAGAACUCGAUGAUCUUUUAAUUUUAUUCAAUACACUCACCUUUCCUCUUCUUCACACACUCACAUUGGUUGAUAUAUAUGAUAAAUCUUUAGAUAAUUUGCUAGCUUUUCAACAAUCGAUUAGUCCUUCAAAUUUACCUUCUCUUAAACACGAUCAAUUUCAAUUUUUGCUUCGAUUUCCUGCUAAGUACGAGCAUGAAUGGAUUCGGAGAUAUUAUAAAAUUGGAUGGCCAUUUGAUAAUGUUGGUUUUCAUGUAGAUGAACGUAUUGUGGAAUUGCUCAGUUAUUCCUCUCCGUUAGAUAUUAUUGAAGCUGUAUUUUUUGUCUACUCUGUUCCUUUUGAUUUAUUGAAACAUAUGCGCACUGUACACAAUUAUGAACUUUUUACUCGUCAUUCAACAAUAAUACGAAAAAACUUUGUUUGUCAAAAUAUGGAAUGGCUAUGCAAAUGGUCAAGCAGUGAAAUUCAAUUAAUUACAAGUCUUAAAACAAUGAGAAACAUCGAAACGCUUCGUUGUUUGUGUGUCGGAAUAAAUGGAACGUUUUCAACUGUCAAAUCACUUUUGGGUUCGGACACUGCAUAA